AUGUGGGUAUUAGUUGCUCAGCUGAAGAAAGAAAACGGUACUAAUGAGGAGUCAAAGACAAAUGACAGACAAAGUGAUGCAGUGGACAGUAUAUAUGAUCCAAAAAAUACUGAUAUUGAUAGCAAGGAUCCUGUCAGCACUGAGUUCCAAGCCCUUGAUCAUCUAUCUCCACCUCCUGACAUUCCAAAGGAAGAACCCCUUGUUGCUCGCCUCAAGGCUCGAAUGCAAGAGAUGAAGGAAAAGGAGCACAGGUAUGUGGGGAAUGGAGAUGCAAAUUCACAUGUGUGUAAAGUAUGUUUUGAAUCACCAACUGCAGCUAUGCUUCUUCCUUGUCGUCAUUUUUGCUUGUGCAAGUCGUGCUCCCUUGCAUGUUCAGAGUGUCCAAUAUGCCGGACAAAAAUUGCAGAUAGGAUUUUUGCUUUUACCUAGAAGUUGCACUUAAGCCCUCCAAAUGAUUGAAAAGAGGAGCUCAUUAUGAGUGUACCUCAUAUUGUGCAAUUCUUUGAUUGGUUGAGUUGUAUGUAAUUGUGUACUAAAAUGCUUUUUCUUGUACAUCUUUCCACCGACUACCAAAGGAAGCAACAAGGAAAGACCAAAAUAUCAAUAGAUGAGUUUUGAGGAAAGCUUAUAUGCUUCUCAAUCGUGUGAUCUUGGAACUUUAUGUCUAAUGUACAUAAGAACAACUUAAAUGCCAUUAAUGGUGAUUUCUUCUACUGCUCUCAAUUCUGAAAUUUGUAUAUCACUGUGUUACAUGUCAUGCUUUUUGUUUUUGGUUGUACACAGAUAAUUUUUGUAUAUUAGUAUAUGAAUUACACGU
Ipomoea triloba (trilobed morning glory) is the source of this 817-nucleotide messenger RNA. Its product is annotated as kinesin-like protein KIN-7D, mitochondrial. Lineage: Eukaryota; Viridiplantae; Streptophyta; Magnoliopsida; Solanales; Convolvulaceae. The record is from RefSeq and is a predicted model, not a curated record. The transcript is spliced from 4 exons. Bases 1 to 429 code for a protein of 142 amino acids.